Suncus etruscus (white-toothed pygmy shrew) is the source of this 2553-nucleotide messenger RNA. RefSeq names its product ERI1 exoribonuclease family member 2 (gene ERI2). The coding region runs from base 1 to 2553 and encodes 850 amino acids. Gene Ontology annotation, molecular function: zinc ion binding; 3'-5'-RNA exonuclease activity; nucleic acid binding. The transcript is spliced from 10 exons. The record is from RefSeq and is a predicted model, not a curated record. Gene Ontology annotation, biological process: exonucleolytic trimming to generate mature 3'-end of 5.8S rRNA from tricistronic rRNA transcript (SSU-rRNA, 5.8S rRNA, LSU-rRNA). Lineage: Eukaryota; Metazoa; Chordata; Mammalia; Eulipotyphla; Soricidae.
AUGGCCAUGAGAACCAUUUCCUCAGCCCAAACGCUGAGGAAAAGCCAGGCAGAAAAUACACUCCUGGUUCUGAAGCGACAGGACCGUGGGGCAAGGUUCUUGGGCCUUGUGAGCCCCAAGUGGGUUCCCCGAGGCUCACGAAAGCUGAUCCCUGAGUGCAGGGCCAAGGAGGAAGGCCAAAGCCUCGCCAGGUGUGGCCCCCAAACCAAAGACAGGGAAUAUAGACGCCGCGGGAGCCACUGCAAAGUCUCCAACCCUAGAACUAGGGCAGAGCGGAAGCGGAAGUCGGCUCAGUGGGCGCCGCGCGGAAUUUUGAAAGAACCGGAAACGGGGCAAAGCGACUUCCGGCGGCGAGACCGGGAGUACCGAGGGAGCGUCCGCUAUGGCGACCAAGAGGCUGGCGCGGUACGCGGAGGGGCCCUGGUGCUGCCGAUGGGAGCCGGCCAGGGUGCAGCAUCAUGCUCCUUUCCCAGGACCGGGAGCGUAAAUGAAUAUCUUGGGUUAUUUUAUAUUUUUAGGCAGCUUGGGUUAAUUAGGAGAAAGGCAAUUGCACCAACUAAUGGAAGUCUAGGAAAAAGCAAAUCCAAACAGUUGUUUGACUAUUUAAUAGUCAUUGAUUUUGAGUCAACGUGCUGGAAUGAUGGAAAGCGCCACCAUGACCAGGAAAUAAUUGAAUUUCCAGCAGUAUUGUUGAACACAUCAACUGGAGAAAUUGAAUCUGAGUUUCAUGCUUAUGUUCAACCUCAGGAACACCCAGUACUUUCCAAAUUUUGCAUGGAAUUGACAGGCAUCAAGCAGGAUCAAGUUGAUGAAGGGGUCCCUCUGAAGAUUUGCUUAUCUCAGUUCUGUAAAUGGAUCCAUAAGAUUCAGGAACAGAAGAAAUUUGUUUUUGCUACUGGAGUUUUGGAUCUUUGUACUUCUGAGAAAAACUUGUGUGCAUUUGUCACUUGGUCAGACUGGGACUUGGGGGUUUGCCUGGAAUAUGAGUGUAAAAGAAAACAACUGUUAAAACCCACAUUCUUAAAUUCUUGGAUAGAUCUUAGAGUAACUUACAAGAUUUUUUAUAGGAGAAAACCAAAAGGACUAAGUGGUGCUCUGAAGGAAGUGGGAAUAGAAUUCUUAGGACGAGAACAUUCAGGCUUAGAUGAUUCUCGGAAUACUGCCCUUCUUGCUUGGAAAAUGAUCAGAGAUGGCUGCUUAAUGAAAAUUACAAGGUCCUUGAAAAAGGUUCCCACUAAGAAGAAUUCCAAUAUUCUAGCUAGAAAUUUGAAUGCAGAUCACACUGUUGAAACAACUACCUGGAGAAGCAACAUGCAGUCUCUAAAUGUAAGUGAAAAGGAAUCAAAAAAUGAGAUAAAUUCUCAUGGAAAAGUUCAGAUGCAAUCAACUGGUGUGAAUUCUCCUAUAAAGGAACAGCAAAAUCAAUUACUGUCAAAAAGCAGUGUAAAAACAGGUCUUCCCAACGUCAAAAGCUGCUUCUCUCCUUUGAAUACUAGACCCUCUACUUGUCUGGGGCAGUGGCCAUCUACCAGCAUGAAUCUGCCUAUCCCUCUGCAGAAGCAAGUACAAAAUGAACAUCUUGCUUUUAGUACUAAAUCAAAGUCUUCAACAGUUGGUUCAGAAUUGGUACUUGUUUCAACUACCCUUUCAUCUGUGAAUCAUGUGUCUAACAGGGAAAUGAGUUCUGCUCUUGACUGUUUACCUAUGUUGGCUGAUUGGGAGGAUGUUGCUUUACUUCCAGCCUCUCAGCCUGAAAACGACAUAGAGGGUAUGCCUCCCAUUAACGACUCAUCAGUAGGCACUUUCAGUUCUGGAGAAAGAAGAACGGUUCUAAAAGAAUUUGAAAUACUAAAUCAUGAAAAUGUUCAAGACAUGGAAGAAACUCCUCAGAAAUCUGAGACUUCUAAGUCUGUUGUGUAUAAAAGUCCUCACACUACUAUUUAUAAUGUAAAAAAAGCCAAAGAUCAGGGUUCAGAUGGUUCUGAUUUUAAAUUACCAGAAUGCAAAUCAAAUAUCUUACACACUGUUCACACCACUAUUUGGGGGAAACAGCCUCUUCUCUCAGGUGGUAUUAAAAGGUAUUCAUUGUCUCCCCAAGCUUUCCCACCUGCAAAAAAACAGACCUUCACUGUUCAUGAAGAAAAGCUUUCAACACCUGAAGUCUCCCCAGUGAGAAAUUCUGCACAGAAGAUACUUCCCUCUGUCUUAAAUUCUAAUGUUAACCUACAAGAUCCCUGGAAGAUUGGGAAAAUGACACCUCCAUUAUGCAAAUGUGGUCGAAGAUCUAAGAGACUUGUUGUUUCUAAUAAUGGGCCAAACCAUGGGAAAAUCUUCUAUUGUUGUCCUAUUGGGAAAUACCAAGAAAACAGAAAGUGUUGUGAUUACUUUAAAUGGGAACAUACACUUCAGAAGGAAAAAACCAAAAGCAUAGUGCUUUCUCAUUCCCCAAGGGAACACAAUUUUAGUGCUCCAGAAACAAGCCAUAUUGAUAACAGAAAUAUAAAUCUGACUACUAAAAAUUCAUUGAGACUUAGACCUUCAAUGAGGAAUUGA